CCCCUCUCUCCUCUCUCUCUCCUCCCUCCCUCUCUCGGCUGCUCGCUGCCUCUCUCUCCACCUGUUAGUGCGGACCUUCUCAUCCACCUGUUUGUGUUGGAAUCUCGUCCUCUCACCCAAUCAAAGACUCUAUGACGGUGCGGAGAGGAAAGAAGCUCAGCAUCUCCAUCCAGGAACACAUGGCCAUCGACGUUUGCCCCGGCCCCAUCAGACCCAUCCGGCAGAUCUCCGCAUACUUCCCCCGCCUGUCCCCCACCUCCCCCGGCCCCCUGUCCCCCAACCCGGCCUCCUCGCCACUGGCCCUCAGCCCCGGCUGUGUGGCGUCCGGGACGGUGGGGGGGGCCAACCUGCUGUCCCCGCUGUUGGCCCACGGCCGGCCCGGUGGGGGGGGCGGGGGCGGGGGGUCUCUGUCUCUGACCAGCAGCGUGGACACGUCGGUGGAGAUCAACAGCUCCGACAGCGACGACUGCACUGCGUUGGGAACGCUGGAGUUUCAGCUUCGAUACGAGCAGAGCUCCAGCGAGCUGCACUGCACGGUGAUCCGAGCCAAGGUAAGGCCGCUCUCCAAACCACAG
Etheostoma spectabile (orangethroat darter) is the source of this 575-nucleotide messenger RNA. RefSeq names its product double C2-like domain-containing protein beta. Gene Ontology annotation, cellular component: synapse; extrinsic component of synaptic vesicle membrane. Gene Ontology annotation, biological process: regulation of calcium ion-dependent exocytosis; exocytosis; spontaneous neurotransmitter secretion. The record is from RefSeq and is a predicted model, not a curated record. The annotation marks the transcript as partial. Lineage: Eukaryota; Metazoa; Chordata; Actinopteri; Perciformes; Percidae. The transcript has 3 exons.